AUGGCUCCAGCUUUGUUAGUUUCUGAGCCUCAAACAAAUGCAGAGCAGGAAUGGCAAAAAGACAAGCUGCAAUCCGGCGAUUUCAAAGAAGCAUUUCAACAAGGCGCAUCAACAACUGAUUACGAGGUCGAAUUGAAAGGAACUGGUCGAUUUGCGCCUGCCAAAUACCCUCACUAUCUACCUUAUUGGGACGCAACCAUCAAGUACCCUCCGCUCGAGCCUUUCGAACACACCGAGCACGGUCUUGAUGCGGACCCGUCCUUCUCAAACCUCCUCUCUGGAGGACAAUUCAAGGAUCUCACCGGGAAUAUCGGCGCCGAGGUCACUGGAAUUCAGCUAAGCAAGUUGAGCAACGCUGGAAAGGACGAGCUUGCUCGUUUUGUUGCCGAGAAGAAAGUCGUCGCUUUCCGCGCCCAAGACUUUGCAGACUUGCCGAUCCAGGAGGCGUUGGACUUCGCCGAGUAUUACGGUCCCAGCCAUAUACACCCGGCGUCUGGUGCACCGAAGGGCUUUCCUGGAGUGCAUCUAGUCCAUCGAUCAGCUUCCGACACGACUGUCUACGACUUCUUCCAAGAACGCACAAACAGUGUCACUUGGCAUUCAGAUGUGUCCUACGAGAUCCAACCGCCGGGCACCACCUUCUUAUAUGUGCUUGAUGGGCCGCUAGCAGGCGGUGAUACGCUCUUCGCAAACUUGGCUGUCGCAUACCAAAGACUCAGCCCUGCGUUCCGAGAGCGAUUGCACGGUCUACAAGCCGUCCACUCUGGGCACGAACAGGCCGAAGCUGCUCUCGCACGCGGCUCGAUCGUCCGUAGAGCUCCCGUCAGCAAUGUCCAUCCUCUCGUUCGAACACACCCAAUCACAGGCGAGAAGGCUCUAUAUGUCAACCCGCAGUUCACUCGAAGAAUUGUGGGAUUUAAGAAGGAGGAGAGUGACUAUCUGCUCAAGUUCUUGUACGAUCAUAUCGCCCUUGGAGCAGAUUUCCACGCUCGCGUGAAGUGGGAGCCUGGCACCGUGGUGGUCUGGGACAACCGCGUCACGAGCCACACUGCGAUUUUGGAUUGGAAGGACGGUUAUCGACGACAUCUGGCUCGACUGACGCCGCGUGCGGAGAAGCCGUACGAGACACCAUUCGAAGGUGCAAAGUAG
This is a messenger RNA of Dissoconium aciculare CBS 342.82, 1149 nucleotides long. Its product is annotated as TauD-domain-containing protein. The record is from RefSeq and is a predicted model, not a curated record. Lineage: Eukaryota; Fungi; Ascomycota; Dothideomycetes; Mycosphaerellales; Dissoconiaceae. Gene Ontology annotation, cellular component: cytoplasm. The transcript is spliced from 2 exons. Bases 1 to 1149 code for a protein of 382 amino acids. Gene Ontology annotation, molecular function: 2-oxoglutarate-dependent dioxygenase activity.